AUGGCUUCUGACCAUGCACGUGAGAUAAUAUCGACAAGCAAUCUAUCACCGAAUAAACAUUUGCUUCUAAGGCACUUUAUCGAAGGGGCAGUCAAUUCGGAUUCAGCAGUAAACUAUCUGACCUCGAUAUUGAAUCUUAAUCAGGAUGUCGAGCCUCAGCUUAUUCGAUUCUUACUGGACUGGAGAAAGCUGGCCGAGAGGUUAAUAACAUUUGAUUCGGUACCUAGGCGGUUUGAAGAUAUGCUCCAUGAGAGAGAUGGUCCCCGCUGUUCCUUGACCAAUAUGCGACAUAAAGAUUCGACUGUACCUAUGGAAUCGGCGCACGUGAUCCCUUCAACCAUGCUUGACGGAAUUGAAUUGGCUAACGAGGUGGGUUACGAUUACUGUACUCAUUACCAAAAGAAUCAGGUGUUAUUACUAGCAAGCGUCAGGGACGUCUUCUACGAAUCUUAG
Molecule: messenger RNA, 453 nt
Organism: Botrytis porri
Lineage: Eukaryota; Fungi; Ascomycota; Leotiomycetes; Helotiales; Sclerotiniaceae
Exons: 2
Coding region: 1-453 (150 amino acids)
Source: RefSeq, a predicted model, not a curated record